Aspergillus wentii DTO 134E9 is the source of this 1276-nucleotide messenger RNA. RefSeq lists its product as uncharacterized. The transcript is spliced from 5 exons. Bases 82 to 1146 code for a protein of 354 amino acids. Lineage: Eukaryota; Fungi; Ascomycota; Eurotiomycetes; Eurotiales; Aspergillaceae. Gene Ontology annotation, biological process: lipid biosynthetic process. The record is from RefSeq and is a predicted model, not a curated record.
UAUGCGGUGAUAACUAUCAACAAUCCGACUUUCUGGAUCAGACUGUGCUCUGACUUUGACUUGGGAUUUGCUGAAGCAUACAUGUAUCAAGAAGUGGACUGUGACAAUCUGACUGCCAUAUUCGAUCUCUAUAUCAACAACCCCAACACCCUCAACGGCGGCAGUUUUCUCCUCCAGUUCCUCCCCAGAUUCGCUCGACUGCUCAAGCCAAAGAAUGAUCUGAUCAACUCCCGGGCCAACAUUGCCUCCCAUUAUGACAGCUCCAAUGACCUUUUCACUGCAUUUCUUUCGCCGGAUAUGAACUAUUCCUGUGCACAUUGGUCUGGCGAUCCGUCGGAAUCUCUCGAGGCAGCACAACUGCGAAAGGUGCAUUCAAUCCUACACAAAGCCAAAGUGACUGCAACAGACCAUGUUCUCGAUAUCGGAUGUGGCUGGGGAGGACUGGCUAUUGAAGCUGCGAGGAGGACUGGCUGUAGAGUGACCGGAUUGACACUUUCAGCAGAGCAGAAGACACUGGCAGAUGAAAAGAUUAAGACAGCCGGUCUUGAAGAUCGAAUCAGUAUCCUCCUGUGCGAUUACAGAAAUGCCCCUCGACCAGAGAAUGGGUACGACAAGAUCAUCUCGGUCGGAAUGUUUGAACAUGUUGGAUUGGAAUUUAUGGAUCAGUAUUUCGAGACGAUCUCUGGGUUGUUAAAGAACGAGCAGGGCAUCGUAGUGAUUGAUGGCAUCACCAAGACCAAUCCGUUCUAUGAAAAGAACCCUGCAAUAGGCGAUUUCAUCGACCGCUACGUCUUUCCUGGGGGAUAUCUCCCUACGGCAAAUAUCCUCUUUGAAUCUCUCCAUCGGGGGUCUAAAGGAAAGCUUGAAGUGACAAUGACUCAGAAUACAGGCCCUCACUAUGGAAAGACUCUACUGGCCUGGAAGGAAAAUUUCUUGGCCAACUGGGGCGACAUUCAAGCAGACUUUUCUUUGAAGCAUCCCGACGCAACAAAGGUGGAUAUUGAAGCCUAUCGUCGCAAGUGGCUGUACUACAUGAACUACUGUGAAGCGGGAUUUCGACGACGCAUCCUGGGCAAUUACAUGAUCACCGCUGUUCGGGCACCGGAAGCAGUCAUUCCAUACAAAACUCAUGUAUCAGACAUUUGAUAUAUAAAUACUAGAAGACAUCAAUAUUCACAUCUCAUCGCUUAAGCAAAGUGCUUCUGGAGCAGGCUUUCGGUAAACCUCCAGAUCAGCGACGAGUCCUGCACAUGCCAUGCAGCGCCGGUGUAGAACG